UCACACGCACACGCACCCAUCGGAAUAAUUCCGCGAGCUGCCAGCCCAUCGGAUUCCCCUCUUCUCGCGGCUGAGAGACACUAAAGCGGAGCACCGCUUAACUGGUUGUCUGCAGCUUGCCGGCUCACCGGUCCCCCGUCCACCUCAGCCUACAGUAUCCGUGUUCUCCUUUGCUCAUCUUUAUUCCCGUUAUCGAGCCCACGAACAUUGCCUUGCACUCCCUGUCCGAAAAAAGCCAUGAAGACAGGCACUGUUCCAUGCUGCAAGAUAGCUGGCCUCUUUUUACUGGGGUUCCUUCGUUUUGCCUCUGCAUCUCAAAGGACCACCUACACCAAUCAUUUUUUCGUUGAGUUUCACAAGGGGGGAGAAGCAGAAGCCAAGCAACUUGCUGCAGAAUACGGCUUUAAUGGGGUCAGGAAGCUUCCCUUUAUAGAGGAUGGGUACCACUUUUUCCAUAAUGGUUUGGCCAAAAGUCGAAGGCGGAGAAGUCUUCUGCACCAACUUCACUUACAGAAAGAUCCCAGGGUAAAGAAAGCUGUGCAGCAGGAAGGUUUUGGGAGGAAGAAGAGAGGAUACAGAGACAUCAAUGAAAUUGACAUCAACAUGGACGAUCCUUUAUUUACAAAGCAGUGGUACUUGAUCAACACUGGGCAAGCAGAUGGGACUCCUGGACUUGAUUUAAAUGUGGCUGAAGCCUGGGAGCUGGGCUAUACAGGAAAAGGAGUAACUAUAGGAAUUAUGGAUGAUGGAAUUGAUUAUCUUCAUCCAGAUUUGGCUGCCAAUUAUAAUGCUCAAGCCAGCUAUGAUUUUAGCAGUAAUGAUCCAUACCCAUAUCCCCGCUAUACAGAUGAUUGGUUUAACAGUCAUGGAACCAGAUGUGCUGGAGAAGUGUCUGCUGCAGCAAACAACAAUAUCUGUGGAGUUGGAGUGGCCUAUAACUCAAAAGUGGCAGGUAUCCGAAUGUUGGACCAGCCAUUUAUGACUGACAUUAUAGAGGCUUCUUCUAUCAGCCAUAUGCCUCAAGUAAUUGAUAUUUACAGUGCUAGUUGGGGUCCCACUGAUAAUGGCAAAACUGUGGAUGGGCCAAGAGAACUGACCUUACAAGCCAUGGCAGAUGGAGUGAAUAAGGGCCGUGGUGGCAAGGGAAGUAUCUAUGUCUGGGCCUCUGGAGAUGGAGGAAGUUAUGACGACUGUAACUGUGAUGGCUAUGCAUCAAGCAUGUGGACUAUCUCCAUCAACUCAGCUAUCAAUGAUGGCCGAACAGCUUUAUAUGAUGAAAGUUGUUCUUCAACUUUGGCUUCUACUUUUAGUAAUGGGAGAAAGAGAAAUCCAGAAGCUGGUGUGGCUACCACAGAUCUAUACGGCAACUGCACGUUGCGCCACUCAGGAACAUCUGCAGCUGCCCCAGAGGCUGCAGGAGUGUUUGCUCUGGCCCUGGAAGCAAAUGCGGAUCUGACGUGGAGGGACUUGCAACAUUUGACCGUCCUCACUUCCAAAAGGAACCAGCUUCAUGAUGAAGUUCACAAGUGGAGAAGAAAUGGAGUUGGCCUUGAAUUCAACCACUUGUUUGGCUAUGGGGUCCUAGAUGCUGGGGCAAUGGUUACGAUGGCUAAAGACUGGAAGACUGUUCCAGAGAGGUUUCACUGUGUAGGUGGAUCAGUCCAAGAACCUCAGAAAAUACCGUCUGGUGGCAAGCUGGUUCUGACACUUACAACAGAUGCUUGUGAGGGGAAAGAAAACUUUGUCCGUUAUCUUGAACACGUUCAAGCAGUUAUCACAGUGAACUCUACAAGAAGAGGGGAUUUGAAUAUCAACAUGACAUCACCAAUGGGGACAAAAUCCAUCUUGCUGAGUCGACGGCCAAGGGAUGAUGAUUCCAAGGUGGGCUUUGACAAGUGGCCUUUCAUGACUACACAUUCUUGGGGAGAAGACCCCAGAGGUACUUGGGUUCUGGAAGUUGGGUUUGUUGGGAUCUUGCCCCAAAAGGGAGUCCUCAAAGAAUGGACAUUAAUGCUACAUGGGACUCAAAGUGCUCCCUACAUAGACCAAAUAGUGAAAGAUUACCAGUCUAAACUGGCCAUGUCCAAAAAGGAGGAGUUGGAAGAAGAAUUAGACGAAGCAGUAGAGAGAAGUCUCAAAAGUAUAUUAAACAAGAAUUAGCACUGCUUUGCAUGCCAAAUGGCUACAUUUCCCCCUUGUCCUUUCCCAUACAUUCCCAUUAGGCACAUACCAUUCAUUGUCUCUCAAUUACUAUUCCAGCCUUUUCAUUCUACAAUGGUGCACUGUCUAAUUUAAUUACAGUGGAAAUUUCUGAAUUCUGAGCCACAAAUAUAUGAUUACGUACCAACUACUUUGUAAGAGUGUAUGGCUGUAACUAUUUUCAUUUGAAGACAGGAUAUUUUGGGGAGGGGUAUUUUACAUGUUUUUAUUUGUCCUCCUGCAAUAUGGAACAACCAACUAGCAAAAUUGUGGCCACAUUUCUUUUUAUAUUGUCAUGGCUGACACCUAACUUACAAUUUUAUUUUAUAUUUCUGAAGAGGGCAAAUAGACUUGCUGAAAUUCUGUCAGUUAUCAACGAGGGAAAUGAAUAUCAAAUGUUGGAGCUCCAAAUUAUAUUUUAUUUAUGUUUUCAUGAAUGAAAUUAAACAAGAACAGCUGCAAAAUCUUGCAUCACUUUCCUGCUGAAAAUCUUCCUCAUCCCUGGCUGCUAUUUGCCUUUGAAAAGUCUGUUUUCAGUAACCAAUAUCUUCACCAGCGCAUAGCAGUAAGAGAGAGGUUUUCAGCAGGAAACCAGUGCAACUGUUUAUAGCAGUCUGUUCUGCCCCUUCCCCAAAAAGACAACCCCUCCCCCCCCAAAACACAAAACUUUAAGCACAGUUUUUAAAAAGUAUAAAAUACAGUUUGGUCCUAAGAUUAUUUCAAGCACAUGGAAAACCAAUAAAACAAGAAUCUUAGCUUGUCAAAAGUUAUAGAAUACUGACUCUAUUAUGCAUUAUCACAUAAACUGCAGGCUUAUAGUUUCCUAGAACUAACCCCACUGAAUUCAGUGGGACUUACUUUUGACUAUGUAAAAAUGAAACAAAUGACAUGAAGCCUAUGGGCAAGCUAGUUUUCCAGGCUAUAAUGUCCACCCAGGUUCUCACUCAUGCCUUCAAGGUAACCCUAGGCUGGAAAAAAAAUCACCAAUCUGUAUCAGAAGUGGAAGUACUGACAUCAGUAAUAAGUGCCUCCCUUUGCACUUAUCAUAGCUCCUUUGGCAGACCAGUCUGUACAAAUAAUUGCCAAUUUGUGUAGCACACUUCAAGACUUUUAUUUGUUGCUUGUUAAAUGGUUUCCUAAAGAGCAGGGAGACAUAUACUCUUAGGGAGAUACAUCAAAAUGAAACAUAGUGGAGUUUCUGCUAUAUUCACAAUCCCCACAUGGGCUACAGUGUGGCUGUUCUUCUGAAAUCUUGAGAUCUAAGCUAGAAGUGAUAAUUUGGCCAGUGGCAGCUAGCUCAUGGUCCUGCUUAGAUUAUUUUUCUGGUGUCCUGCAAGCUAAGGUGAACCCUGUUUGCAAGUGUCAUGGAGUGGGGAAACAGUAUAGUGAUAGUGGUAGUGAUUCUGGUGGGAUCCCCCCUAGUGAUUUAAAGCAUCUUCUAGUGACCCAUUGCUAUCGAUGAAGCAAAAUAUACCCUGUCCUCAUUACUGUUAUUUCAGCACAACAAUAGUUGAAUAACACCAAAAGAUGCUCCAAGUCUCUUUGAGGCUCCUUCCUUUGUCUUUCCAAAGACAAGGAAUGGUUAUCUUGAUUGGAGAGAAGAAUAAGCAUCUGCAGUCUUUACCAAUGCCUCAUGCUCACUUGUGUCUUCUCAUCUGUCCUCCCACCUAAAAGAGUUUUAAGCAUACAUACCAACCUUCUCUGCUUAUGAUCAUGAAAGUUGCCCUGAUGGAUUCCACAGGAACGAGAUCCGUUUUACACCAAGCAUAUGAAAAAAAAACACAUAAUCUGCCUGGCAAAAUUAUUGCCCUAAAGUCUUUAGGAGAAAAUACUCACAAAUGAAUUAAUAUUCUGACAGUGAGAAGAAGUGAUGGGUGGAACUGUUUAAUUCUUCUCUGCAAAAUUUGGGAGGUGGGGGGUGGAGUUCACUGAAGUUGUUCUGCUCCAUAGAAAUUUCAGAGUAGAGUGCAGAAAUCAGAACGGUGUCUGCAAUUCAGUGUAAAUAUAUUUUGAUGCAGUGUUAGCUGUUCCUGGUUUGCAUUUAUAUUGGGUUCUAAUGCACCACAAAGUCCCUGGACAUUUCUGAGGAUCUGUAGUCAAUACAGAUGCUGCAAGAGCAUGGGUGGGGAAAGAUUUCUUAUUGUGAGAACGUGGACUGUGUGAAAUGAGAGCAGGAGCUAGCACAAUCUGGUGCUCCAUCACCUUCUCUGCUCACAUUAAUGGCUUCAAAACCCAGCAAGUAAUGUUGCAUUACCCUUUUCUUGCUGCUUUCAUACUGAGCUCUGGAUUCUUAACAGCAUCCCAGUUCCUUGCUGCUGCUGGCACUCUGCAUGCAAAUAAUGAUUCUCAUGAAAUGUGGAAUAAUUAGUGUUGUCUAAUUCUCAAUGCAAAAUGCAUCAGGGUACAUAUAAUUUGUGCAGUGUUUCAUACAAAUUUAUGGGCUGCAAUAAUGUUUGAAUUGUCUCUCACACUCCUCUGUGUUUCCCAUUCUGUCUUUAUAAUGGGUAGUAUUUGCAAAGAUAAAACCACAAACUUUUCUGUUAUAAACCUGUAUAUUCUGAAGCAUGUUUUGGAAAUGCAUAAAUCAAAGACCUGGUUAAUGAAGGCUCAGAUCCAAAACGUAAAGUCUGAAUGAAUACAUAUAGCUCUAUCCCUUGAUCCACCAGGUACAUGAGUCAGUGAACAAUAAGAACAUCAACCCUUCAGAUUAAAAACCAUCAUAAAGCCAGUCAUUCUAAAAAUAAAACAGGGAACAAAAGCCAUACAAUUUAAAAGUGGAAAACAACAAGUAAUAAUACAGAAGUAAGAUGGUCAGUGGUACAAAAAUAAAGCAAGCCGUGAACCAAUCUCAUUUCUCUUGAGAAUGAGUUCAGCAACUAGAAUUUUGCAACUAAAAGACCUUGCCUUUUGUGCCCAUUGAUUUAGCUUCUCAGGUGGCAUGGAAGAACUCAGCCCCUGCUUGUCAUAAACUAUGGGCAGUUUCAUACAAAGAAGACCAACCUUCAAACUGUGUAGGUUUGUAGGCCAAAGCCAGCACCUUGAUAUAACAAGUCCUACAAAGGCACUCCAUAUAAAAGUCUAGGAGCCAUGUUUUUCACUAGUUCAAGUUCCAAAACAUAAUUCAUUGGCAAUUUUCCAUUGAGUAUGUAAUAAUAAUCUAAAUAAGGUGAAUAAAGCAUGAAGCGUAAGUGGCCAGAUUUUCAUUCCUCAAAGAAGAGUAUAGCUGGUUUAUCUGAUAAAAUUGAACAAAGAUUGUCCUGGCCCAUCUAUCUCUUGAUUUUGCGAGAGCAACUCAUGAUCCCCAGGUUAAAUACCUUAUAUUUCUGAAGUAAUGCUACUUACUCCAUAAAACAAUGUAUUCUCAAUUCUAGACUAGUUUAUUGAUUGAUCAAGAGUAGCACUGACUUGCCACCUUCCAGCAACAGUUUAGGACUUUCACAGAAUUCUAAAGAGAGUUUAGCUAUUUCUUAUUACAUGGUUCUGGUACAAUUCCAAUGUUGUUUUUAAUUAGGAUAAUUAUGAGGAACAUUACUUGAAAUUUAAUUUGAUAACUGAGGGCAUUGGCUAGACAAAGUUGAGCUCUUAGUAACUCAUUUUCCCUCUUAAGGAAAUGCAUGCUUAAAUCUUUCUCAACAACUGGAUACAACUUGGAAGUGUGUAAUUUUGGCAGGGGCAAG
This is a messenger RNA of Python bivittatus (Burmese python), 5876 nucleotides long. It is a transcript of the gene PCSK2, whose product is annotated as proprotein convertase subtilisin/kexin type 2. Gene Ontology annotation, molecular function: serine-type endopeptidase activity. Gene Ontology annotation, biological process: peptide hormone processing. Gene Ontology annotation, cellular component: membrane; neuron projection. Lineage: Eukaryota; Metazoa; Chordata; Lepidosauria; Squamata; Pythonidae. The record is from RefSeq and is a predicted model, not a curated record.